AUGUCGGAUUCGGAAAAGGUUGUGGAGCCCUUUGAUGUGGCAGAAUCGAAUGAGUCCUACAGUGAGGCUCAAGGGGAGAAGGAGAUGGAAUCGGACCUUCCUAUAUUAAUUGAAGAUUCAGAUGAGGAAGGAGAGGCUAUGGAGGAGAAAGAGAUUUCUGAGAAGCGGGAGAAUUUAGAUGAUGCUAGUCUUCAACGCAUUGGGGAUUUUCUUCCAUUUCUGGAAAACGAGAAAAAUGCUCAGAUUGGGAGGGAUGGCCUUAAAGCUGAACUCGACCAUCUUCAAAAAGAGUCUCAACAGUAUGCUGAGCACAUUUCUUCCCAAAAACGUAUUUUGCAAAAAUACGUUUUAGAGGAGAAAGAGAUAUCUGAGAAGCGGGAGAAUUUAGAGGAAUGCGGGGAGGUUAUAGCGGAAUUACACGAACGGGAGGAGAGUCAGCUACUUCAAGUAGAGGCUUCUAUGAGACGCCAGAUGGAGCGUCAUUCGGCUGUUUUUCAAAGCGCUCUUAGUGGCAUCCCCCAGGAGAAAGAGAUUUCUGAGAAGCGGGAGAAUUUAGAAGAAUGUGGGGAAGUUAUAGCGGAGUUACAUGAAAGGGAGGAGAGCCAACUUCUUCAGGUGGAGGCUUCUAUGAGACGCCAGAUGGAGCGUCAUUCGGCCGUUUUUCAAAGCGCUCUUAGUGGUAUCCCCCAGCUAAAGACCCCUGAGAAUCUGGCCGCUGCUAAACGUCCCCGUACAAAUGAGGAAAGUGGUAUUGUUGAGGACUCCCAGGCUUUAGAUGCCUUAUCAAAGAGGGUGAAAACAAAGGGUUCUGUGCCUCUUCAAGUUGCAUCAGCUUCCGUUAAAAGAGAGGUGAAGCAAGGGGCUUUUGGUUUUGACAUGGAGGAGGAGCUUCUGGACUUGCUGAAUCCUUGGCAUUGCUAUCAUCCCUUCAGAGGAAGUCUAUUCGAGCCAGAGGAUCCGAUUGGGUAUAAGCGCAACGUUUUCAAGCGCUUUGGUUUGGACUUACAGAAGUUGGACAAAGAUUCAAAGCAUUUUCUUCCGGUUCCGGGUUGCGUUGUACAAGAUUACACAUAUGGUUCGCCCCAGAAUCGUCAUCAAGGGGCAAAAUUGAAAAAUUCAGGGAAAGGCCCUUGUGUUUUGCUUCUUGGCACUUCUUUAACUGUUCCUUGGAGACUGGCCGAAGGGCGCAAUACAUUUUGUGAUAACAUCCGACCCGAAAAGGCCACAACCAGAGCGUACUCGUUAAGUGGAUGGUCUGCUUUGGUUGGAGAGGGACAAGUGGUUUCUCCUGAAGAAAUGCGUAACAGGGUGUACGCGGAUCUACAUUUGAGUUCUUCCUUUCGCUUUACUCAUGUUUUUGUUAGAGUGGGGACAAAUGAUUUAAAGAAUUUAACUGAACCUGACGUUAUUUGUCAUUAUCCCAAUUUCGGACAUUUUCUGCAAGCUCUCUAUGGGUAUUUUGAUGAACUUUCCCGAGCUUUUGAUGCGCCAGUCCUGGCUUUGGGGGCUUCAGCUCCCCCUGCGUUAGCGCAAGGGAGUAAUACAUAUUUGAUGGAAAAGAUGGAUCUGGACUUGCAAGGGGUUCCUCUAAUCCCUCUUAGGAAUAACGGGGUUCCAAUUUUGAGUCAAAGAGGGCGCGAAAGCGCCGGUCAUGCUUUUCAGAUGGCCUUAUACAAUGGUUUAAAGACUAAAAUUGGAAAAAGGCAAGGGGCUCUAAGCGGGAAGGGAUGGUGGGCAGUACCGACUCCGGUCAGGCAUCUUGCUGCUUUUGAUAGGUCAGAUCGUACAAAGUUGUCCUUUGGCCACAUACACACUCGGGCCUAUCUGUUUUUUGCCCAGCUUCAUGCUGCGGCUAUUUGUUUUGGGUUGGAGUGGACCCAGUGUCUGAACAAGACUUGGGGGGCAUUUGCUUGUGCUGGUAGCUGCCCGUACUGGCUGUCAGUGCCGACUCCGGUUAGGCAUCUUGCUGCUUUUGAUAGGUCAGAUCGUACAAAGCUGUCCUUUGGCCACAUACAUACUCGGGCCUAUCUGUUCUUUGCCCAGCUUCAUGCUGCGGCUAUUUGCUUUGGGUUGGAGUGGACCCAGUGCCUGAACAAGACUUGGGGGGCAUUUGCUUGUGCUGGUAGCUGCCUGUACUGGCUGGACAGUGGAAAAACUGCUCCAGGGAUACCCCCUGGAUUACCUCAUCAUCAUUCUACGGAUCAUGGUCCCAAGGAGUGUUUUGGGAAUGGACCUUUCCAUAUCAACCCGGCAGUUAUUGGAUCGGGAGGUGAUCCUUUCAGACAGAUGGACGAAAUCUUAAGUCAGAAGAUGUUCCUGGAAGUCUUCUCUGCGGACUUCUUGUGCUCGGACCCCAAGAGAGCUGUGUCUGGACGUUUCGUCGUGGGAUCAUCAUCUCGAGUUGGGAAUUCCUCACAAAGAAAAUUCAUAAUAUCAAAGGUCGGGGACAAGGCCUGGGUUGUGGGAGAGGGAGGUCUAGAGUUUGCGGAAAUGGCAUCUCUUUCUCGUUAUGUUUAA
This is a messenger RNA of Notodromas monacha, 2517 nucleotides long. The record is from the annotation of a GenBank genome assembly. Lineage: Eukaryota; Metazoa; Arthropoda; Ostracoda; Podocopida; Cyprididae.